CAACUUGAGGGAAGCGGAUUGCCUAGGCAUGCAGUCUAGACGGUCUGCGAGGAGGCCGCAGGACUCGUAGGCUUACUCCAGCUCUGAAAGGCGCGCUUUACGUGUUCAGUGAUAACUAGUUCCCGAGUGACUGAUAGUUUCGAACACUCGUUCAGAGGUGCCUCCAAUCAGCGGGAGCGGCCGCGUGCGAGUAAUCGUACACUAGUCAAUAUUAGCCGCUGCCGCGGCGAGUAGCGUCGUUAACUUUUACAUCCUAGCACCUGCGAUUACUCGCUUCAAACAGCACCUGAGCUUCUAGGGAAUGCCGGCGCUGCCCGUUGCCCUCUGAGUCCGGCAGAACACGUGGCAAGCUGAUCGCGCCAGCAGGGACGUGAUCUGACCGGGGGAUUGCGUGGCAAAACACUGCUUUCGCCAGCACCGGAAUCGACUUGAAUUAGGGGGAGAAAAUUGGGUGGAGAGAGGCCGAGAGCAAUGGAUCCGGUGGUGGUGGAUUGCGGAUCGGGCACGUUCAAGGCGGGCUACGCCAACCCUGACGCCGACCCCCCUGUGAUUGUUCCCAAUCGUUUCGUGGCAGCGCCAGGAGAGAGCCCAGCCACCAAUGGCGUGGGAGACAGCAACAGCGGUGAAGGAGGGGGGAGGGUGGUGGUGGGGGUGGAGCGCGGGCGGGUGGUGGACUGGGGAGUGAUGGAGGACGCGUGGCGCUACAUGCUUUACGAACAGAUCGGGUGGGAGGAGGGCGGCGAAGGGGCUGUGCUGCUGUGUGAGCCCAUCCUCACCCCCAGAGCCGACAGGGAGCAAGCAGCGCAGAUUCUUUUCGAGUCCUUCAGCUGCGCGGGCUUCUUUGCAGCGGAGCAACCAGUGCUGGCGCUCUAUGCUCUCGGGCGCCUCUCCGGCUGCUGUGUGGACCUGGGCCAUGGCAAGACAGAUUUCUCGGUAGUGCAAGAAGGAGCCUUGGUCCCUUCUUCUGCUCGUCGCUGGCCGAUAGGCGGCUCCGAUCUCUCAGAGCGAAUCCAACGGCUGGUAUUGGAGGAGAGGCAGAGAGGGGGAGGGGCAGAAAGGGGAGAGGGAGAGGAGGAGAGGGGUUUGCUGACAGGUGGCGGCCUCUCAUUGGACGCUGUUGCGCUGGAGAGGCUCAAGGAGGAGGCAUGUGAGGCGGCGUUGGAUGAAAAUAGUUUUGCAGCUGCCCGCGCUGUGGAGGAGAGGAAAGAGUUCGUGCUGCCUGACGGGCAGCGCAUCUCUCUUGGGCCGGAGCGCUGGGACAUUGCAGAAGCGCUCUUCCGACCCUCCCUUCUCACCCAUUCGCCUCUCUCACCACCUUCCCUUGAGGCCUCCUCAUUGGCCGGGCCCGAUUCGGCCGGCAUCGUCCGGCAGCUUCUGAGUGUGGUGAUGGACGGAGCAGGGCUAGGAGGGGGCGGAGGAGGGGGUGGAGCGUUGGGGGGAGGGAUGGGAGGGGUGGGCGGGGGAGGAGGGUUGGGAGGGGGAGCAGGGGGGAUGGGGCUGGAAGGGGGAAAGCAGCGAGCAGCGUUGGAAUCGAUCGCUGUGGUGGGGGGAGGGUCGAGCCUGAAGGGGCUGCUGGAUCGGUUUCAGAGUGAAGUGCAAAUGGCGCUGCCUCCCUCCCUGCAACCUACCGUCGUGAGGGCACCUGAAUACAUGCCGGACAACACCGCCUGCUAUGCUGCAUGGUACGGCGGCGCCAUCGUGGCUCGCAUUGUGUUCUCUCAGAACCAACACGUAACUCGUGCCGAGUACAACGAGAGGGGGCCUGCAGCCGUGCACCGGAAGAGCAUGUGAUGUGACUGUAGGAAGAUGUGACAGUAGGAGAAUGUGACAGCAGGAGGAUGUGACCGUAGGCGCAUGUAAACGUGAGCGGAUGCAGGGCCUAUUUUUGGAUUUUUACAACUCUGAAUUUUGGGAGUGGUUUUUUUCAUUACUCUGAAAAUCAGA
This is a messenger RNA of Closterium sp. NIES-67, 1944 nucleotides long. The record is from the annotation of a GenBank genome assembly. NCBI's taxonomy places the organism in Eukaryota, Viridiplantae, Streptophyta, Zygnematophyceae, Desmidiales, Closteriaceae.